UUUGUGUUUCUCGAUUAAAUAAUUCUUAUUCAUUUACUUGUACGCAACGCAUAAAAACUUGUACGUUACCCUGGAUUAGAAAGCUCACAAAUAUUGGGCUACACAACAACAUCCGGCAACUCCAAACAAUUUUUGUCCACUCAUUUAUUGUUAUUCGCCGGCACCCCAUCUGAGCAGCUUUGUAGUCGCCGGAAAGAGAUGACGAUCUCCGGCAACGCCGUCGAUCCACCCAAACAAACCCUAAUCUUUUCAUACGGCACUCUCAAACGAGGAUUCGCUAACCACACCUUGAUGCAGGAUUUAAUCUCCAGCAACGACGCCGUUUUCAUAGGCAAUUACGUAACCGACCUCCACCUACCUCUCGUCCGUGGUCCCCAUGGCGUACCGUUCCUCCUCAACCUCCCUGGGACGGGUCGCCACCGUGUCCGCGGUGAGCUUUACUCUGUUUCGGACGCUGGACUUCAACGCCUCGAUGUGCUUGAAGGCAUUACCCUUGGACAUUACGAGAGGCUUCCGAUUACUGUUUCUCCGGAAAUUCGUGAUGCUGGUAGCGGUGGCCGUCGUGUGGCGGUACGUGCUGAGGCGUAUUAUGCGCACCGGAGUUUUGCGGAGGAUAUGUGGCGGAGGAGCGGACAGGAGGGAUUUGAGUCGUUUAGUCAGGAAGUGGCUAAGGGUUACGUUCGGAGGGAUUUGAGGCCGAAGGAUCGGACUUUCCGUGAGCAGAUUACAUUGUUUUGUUCAUCAAUUUAGAUGAAAACUCUGAAGAAGAGAGUGCUUAUUCCUGCUAUAUUUCUACUCCCUUUUCAACAAUUUCUUGAAGAAGCAACUGAAGUUGCUAUGUGGUCUGAAUAAAUCUUCAUCCAGAUUGCAGUGUAAGAUAUUUCAGAUUCAGAAAAGUUUGAAACUAAGCUCAUUGAUUAGUGGUAAUAUACCCAAUUACCGAUGUAAUUAACUAAUUAUGCAUUUGCAACUCCAUAAUUAAGGGACAACAAUGACAUUAUUUUAGUUCUCCA
Messenger RNA from Lactuca sativa (garden lettuce), 1013 nucleotides. RefSeq names its product putative gamma-glutamylcyclotransferase At3g02910. The record is from RefSeq and is a predicted model, not a curated record. Gene Ontology annotation, molecular function: gamma-glutamylaminecyclotransferase activity. NCBI's taxonomy places the organism in Eukaryota, Viridiplantae, Streptophyta, Magnoliopsida, Asterales, Asteraceae. Gene Ontology annotation, cellular component: cytosol.